Molecule: messenger RNA, 3449 nt
Organism: Chrysemys picta bellii (western painted turtle)
Lineage: Eukaryota; Metazoa; Chordata; Testudines; Emydidae
Gene: AQP4
Product: aquaporin 4
Biological process (GO): water transport; transmembrane transport
Cellular component (GO): basolateral plasma membrane; plasma membrane
Molecular function (GO): water channel activity
Source: RefSeq, a predicted model, not a curated record
GUGUCUAAAAGGAUGAUCAGGUAAGGGGAAAUUGUUUAGAGUUCAAAUAUAACUUGCCACAUGGUUCAAAAUCUUUCCACCCCUCCACUCCAAAAACCCAAUCAGACAAGUAGCAGUAAUCUGACUCCCAGUGCACUCAGGGCUGUGCUCCUGGCUCUUAGAGCUCUGUCUUCACUGCACACCAUCCAGGGAAGGAAUGAGUGACAGACCAGCAGCAAGAAGCUGGGGUAAGUGUGGACGUCUGUGUAAGUGUGAGACCAUCAUGGUGGCAUUUAAAGGCGUCUGGACUCAGCCUUUCUGGAAAGCUGUUUCAGCAGAAUUUUUGGCCAUGCUAAUUUUUGUCCUCCUCAGCCUUGGCUCUACAAUCAACUGGGGUGGAUCUGAAAAGCCUCUGCCUGUAGACAUGGUCCUUAUCGCUCUCUGCUUUGGACUGAGCAUUGCAACCAUGGUGCAGUGCUUUGGACACAUCAGUGGUGGCCAUAUUAACCCUGCUGUGACUGUUGCUAUGGUCUGCACUAGGAAGAUCAGCCUUGCCAAAUCUGUCUUCUAUAUUGUUGCCCAAUGCCUGGGUGCCAUAGUGGGGGCAGGAAUUCUCUACCUUGUCACACCCCCAAGUUUGGUGGGGGGCUUGGGAGUUACUACGGUACACGGAGAUCUUUCCGCUGGCCAUGGACUCCUGGUGGAGUUGAUAAUUACAUUCCAGCUGGUUUUUACUAUUUUUGCCAGCUGUGAUUCAAAACGAAGAGAUGUCACUGGUUCAGUGGCUUUAGCAAUUGGAUUUUCUGUUGCAAUUGGACAUUUAUUUGCUAUCAACUACACUGGUGCCAGUAUGAAUCCUGCUCGAUCAUUUGGACCUGCAGUUAUCAUGGGGAAAUGGGAAAACCACUGGGUCUAUUGGGUGGGACCAAUAAUAGGAGCAGUCCUUGCAGGUGCCCUUUAUGAGUAUGUAUAUUGCCCAGAUACUGAGUUCAAGCGACAUUUUAAAGAUGUCUUCGGGAAGGCUACCCAUCAGUCUAAAGGGAAAUACGUGGAGGUGGAUGAUAGCAGGAGUCAAAUAGAGACUGACGACUUGAUCCUGAAGCCUGGCACGGUUCAUGUGAUUGACAUUGAGAGUGAAGACAAGAAGGGGAGUGAUCCAACCAAUGAGGUGCUAUCUUCUGUAUGACUAGCAAGGAGCACUGAAAGCAGAGAACGGCCUUCUAGAAUGUCCACAGAUAUCCUUCCACCCAUUAAAGAGACAGAUCUACUGUAAACCAGACACCUGCAAUAUCUGAAAAUGUAUGGAGAUGACAGCAGCUAUGUAGUUGCUUCACCAAGCUGUACACCUGCUCAGUUUGAUUACAAAUUUACUAUAUUUAAGAGUCCCCACAGAUUCUCCCAAAUUCAGAAAUGUCCUUUUUUGGGAGAGAGCAUUCCCAAAGUCAAUUUGAAAGAGCUGAUAGCAUUCCCUUUUUAAUAAGGCCAUCAAAAGCAAGAUGGAAAUAGAGAUGUUUAACAUUCAGAUUGACAGUUAAGACUUAUCUGCAAAUGCCUAUAGCAUGCAGACGUAUUUAUCAGAUUAUUCUUCUGACACUUAAUUGGCUGUUGUCAAUCCUGAUUAGAAUGUCUUAUCCAUUAAGUGUUCUUUGCAAGGUUCAGUGACAAUAAUGCCAAAGUACAGCAUGUAACCGAUUCAUCCAAAUUUAAGGUAGUAUUGUUUGUUCUUGUAUAUCCUAUCAUUUUUUCUUUACAAACUCUGAAAAAACUAUAUUUUCAUAGGCAAAAAUUGGUUCCUGUCAGUCAUCCUACCAAUUUUCAUCCAUUACAUAUGCAUGUUCUGGUGUAAAAAAUACUGCCUUCCUCCCGUUCCCCACAACUAAAAAUAUUGAAGCCAAAGGCUCUAAUCUACUGCAAUAAUGCUGUAAAACCUUUGAAUGUAUUGUAUGCAGGUUAGCAUAGUUGUCCAUCUGGUGAAACAUUGUCUUGAGAUUCAGCUAUUGACCAUUUAGUAUUAGCUGACUAUAGGUCAUGCAGGGAACCUGAAGGCCCACAUGUUUCUCAGUAACUCAAGCAAAAGGAAAUAAAUGUUCUGGUAUCAGAAGAAAGGAAGGUGUUGUCUGUUUUCAGUGCACUUAUUCAAACAAAUAUCACUGUGCUAAUUUAUAUAACUAAACAUUUAAAUUACUUACCCACUUUGCUGACAAUCUUAUUUUUAUUUAUUAGCAAAAUAAAGGUGGAUUUUUAAAAAAACUUUUAACCAUAUUGAAGCACUGACUGGAAAAUAUUUGUAAUAACAAGUUAUAUUGAUAUGAUUGCUUUUGGUUUUGACAUUUUUUUGCAAACUGGUCUCUAGUUAGUUGAACAGCAUCAAUGUUUGUGGCACUGUUCAUAUAAUCUUAUUCUGUCAUUUCUGUGGCAAAGUUUUCUCUGUUAAUUAAAUUUGACAGUAAGAAAUGCAAGCAUGUGAUGCUUUUUAGAGAAACAGGGAAAGGGAUGUCCCAAUGAUAUUACAUGCAAAAGUGCUUAAGUGACCAAUCCUUCCUUUAUAGAAGUGUUUCAACAGAGGUAGCUAACCCAACAUAAAACCUUUAUAGAAUCUUUUUAAUUAGCUCAUGGCUUUGUUCCUAACUAGUUGCGUUGGAUUUUUUUGUUUUUGGGGGUUUUUUUUGUGAUUUUGGCAAUAUGCUAUUACAGUGCUUGUUGGAACACCAUUUUCUGUCACCCUAGUUGUAUAGGUUGUAUCUAAAACUUGAAAUCCGAUCAUGAUUAUUUAACUAUAGUAAAAAAAAAAGUGGAUUGUAUGUAAUAGACUUGUCUGUCCUUUGAUUUACAAUAUGUGCAAGUGUGUAACUCAUUAAAAUGAGUAAGGGGGUGUAUGUAUGUAUAUAUAGUAAUGGGAUAACAGAACACUGCUAAGUUCAAAUCUGUGCAUCAUUGCAUAAGGGCAUGUCUAUCACCAGCUUAUUUCAACCAGUAGUCCAGGCAUUAUCAUGUUAUAUUCAUAUUCCUGAUCUCUUCCUCGCUUUGAUAGCCUCUAUUUCUGUAGGAAAGGGGGAUGUUUUUCAUGAAUUGUAUAUAUCUGAUACAAGUGCCGCAUCAAAAUUCAAGAAUACAAACAUAAAUAAGAACAUGCAAGAUAAUUUUAAAUUGUAUUGAUGAAUGUUGUUAUGUGCUAAGGAUGAAAUCCAUCUCUGUGCAGCAUCGCUACAUAUGCUUACCAGAGAGAUUUUGCUAAACAUUUAAUAAAUGCAUGAUUUCAACAGGCUAACUAAAAGGGACAAGUUGUACAACAUUCGUGGACUGUUAGGUAGACUUUGUUUCUUGCAUUUCACUAUUUUAAGAAGCACAGUAUAUAGUGACUCAUCACUUGUGAAGUUUGUACAGCAUCACGUUCUUUAAAUACAAGGCUGUGGUUUUUGCACUCAUGGCUUGUCUAGACAAAAGCCAGAUUCUGUGGCUGAGGUGAGCAU